This is a messenger RNA of Salarias fasciatus (jewelled blenny), 1159 nucleotides long. It is a transcript of the gene elmod1, whose product is annotated as ELMO/CED-12 domain containing 1. The record is from RefSeq and is a predicted model, not a curated record. Gene Ontology annotation, molecular function: GTPase activator activity. The transcript has 11 exons. The coding region runs from base 73 to 1056 and encodes 327 amino acids. Lineage: Eukaryota; Metazoa; Chordata; Actinopteri; Blenniiformes; Blenniidae.
GUCGCCAUUCAGAAUCGUGAUCUCUGCAGGGAACACAGCGCCGGAGACAUCUGACGGGGGACAGCGGCCAACAUGAAGCAUUUUCUGAGAGUGGUGACCCAGUUCUUUGUCUUCCUCUACUGUAAAUGUCUGUGGCGAGGCCUCAAGUUCGUUGUCAGGAAGUUUACGGGCCGCUGCGAACUGCAACGAAUCUGCUACAACAACAAGCACGGAGCCCGCAGGACCCUCAAGAUAGAGUCGUCUCUGCGAUACUCCAAAAAUGAGCUGCUGCAGUCUGCGCUCAGCGUCCAUCCCGAUAAAGUGGAGAAAACCAUUGACGACAUCAUGGCAUUGAAGAAAAUUAAUCCCGACACCAACCCACAGCUGGGCAUCUCUCUGCAGGCCAGCCUGCUGCAGAUUGUGGGCUACAGGAACCUGGUGGCAGAGGUGGAAAAGCUGCGCAGGGAGCCUUAUGACUGUGAAAACUCGGAGCAUGAGGACAUGCUGAUGAAGCUCUGGAAGGAGCUGCGUCCUGACACGCCUCUCAGCGGCCGCAUCUCCAAACAGUGGUGUGAGAUUGGGUUCCAGGGUAGCGACCCCAAGACUGAUUUCAGGGGCAUGGGCCUCCUGGGCCUGCACAAUCUGUUGUAUUUUGCAGAACAUGACAAGGCCACCGCUCUGCAGAUGCUCCACGACUCCCUGCAGCCGAAGCACAAUGAGACAAGCAAGCCUGAAUGGGAGCAGAAAAACCUCGACAAAGCGAUCGGCUAUUCAUUUGCCAUCGUGGGCAUCAACAUCACAGACCUGGCCUACUCUCUGCUGGUGAGCGGAGCGCUGAAGACCCAUCUGUACAACGUGGCUCCAGAGAUGCCCAGCCUGCUGCACUUCCAACAGACCUUCUGUUACUUGAUGCAGGAGUUUCACCGCUUCUGGAUCGAGGAAGACCCCAGCGACAUCAUGGAGUUCAACCGCGUUCGCUCCAAGUUCCACCGCAGGAUCCUGCGGCAGCUGAAGAACCCGGACAUGGCUCUGUGCCCCCACUUCUCCGCCUCCGACCUCCACCUGGUCAACCUCUAAACUCCACCCUCAACCAACCACCCUUCCCUCACUUAACCCUUCACCCCCCCCCCCGGCAGAGGUCUCUUGCCCGGAUGUCCGGUACGCUGAGGAAAUUAAAAAA